UAUGUGCAGAAGGGCACGCAUGAAAUGUCUGGCCCACGGUAAACAAGUACGGACGCUGCAAAUAAUCUACUCUGCUCGUCCAGUCCCUAGCCUAUAAAUAGAUGCCAUGCUAGCUCUUGUUGUGCUCACAAUUAAUCCGAUUACACACGAGCUUCUCUCCCUGGCCAAGACACAAUCAUAGUAUGAUGAAGAACAUGGCACUAGCCGGCAAUGGUAUGAAGAAGUUAAUCCUCGCUGUUCUCUUACUGUGUCUAGUUAUAGGGCAGAUACAAGUGGAAGCUAAGAGCUGCUGCCCAUCCACCACUGCAAGAAAUAUCUACAAUACCUGCCGUAUCACGGGUACAUCCCGUCCAACGUGUGCAAAACUGUCAGGCUGCAAAAUUAUCAGCGGGGACAAAUGCAAGCCCCCUAACGACCACCUCACCCUUGACCCGGACACUGAGGAAGUUAAUGUGCUUAACUUCUGCAAGUUGGGGUGUGCGUCGUCUGUGUGCAACAACAUCAACGCUGCUCUGGGAAAUGAAGAGGCGAACGAUGCCGUUGAGAGUUGCGACCAAGCCUGCUCUAGCUUCUGCAACGUGCACGUUGGCGCUGCCACCGUGGUUGCUUAAGCAAAUGCAUCCAACUGGAUCGUCCUUGUGCUGAAUAAUUGGAUAUCGUAUCCACUUAAAGCUGCCUUGUGUAGUACGUCUUUGUUUGUGUCUCUCUUUAUAUUCCAAUAAGGUCGGUGAUCUUGAUGCCACACACUCAGACGUGUGUUCAUCUCCAGAUACUACUCCAUGCUACCUACCCUUUGUGUUUUGUUCAAUAACUGGGUAUCAUAUUCCGGCCAGUGUGCCAUCUGUUUUGUGUUUAUUUCCUUCUAGUUCCAAAGGGGUCAUCAUGAUGUUACCUUCUUUCGAUAUGGUGCUUUGCAUGACUACUGUUGUAUGGUACCAUCUUGUUGGCCAAUAAAUACAUCUUAUCCUAUGACCCUUUGCUA
Messenger RNA from Setaria italica (foxtail millet), 982 nucleotides. Its product is annotated as thionin. Bases 183 to 611 code for a protein of 142 amino acids. The transcript has 3 exons. The record is from RefSeq and is a predicted model, not a curated record. Gene Ontology annotation, biological process: defense response. NCBI's taxonomy places the organism in Eukaryota, Viridiplantae, Streptophyta, Magnoliopsida, Poales, Poaceae.